CGACAUCACGGACCCAGCGGGACAUCAUCGCUGCCUCCUGAACAUUGGAUCGAGUCGGAGCUGACAGCAUCAUCAAUUUUCGGAGUUCGGGCACCAGUUCACGGUCGUUGCUGCAUCUCCAUCAUGUCUCAAUCAUUGCGCCCUUAUCUUCAAUGUGUCCGGUCCUCCCUUACCGCCGCACUUACAGUGUCGAACUUCGCUUCCCAGACCUCCGAACGUCAUAACGUACCCGAGAUCGAGGCCCAGACCUCCCCGGAACUCAUCCUCAAUCCCCUCACAGUUUCGCGAAACGAGAACGAGAAGGUCUUUAUCGAACCUAGUGUGAACAGUGUCCGUGUCAGCGUUCGGAUCAAACAAGCAGAUGAGAUCGAGCAUAUCUUGGUCCACAAGUUUACUCGGUUCUUGACGCAGCGUGCUGAAUCGUUCUUCAUCUUGCGAAGGAAGCCAGUGAAGGGAUACGACAUCUCAUUCUUGAUCACGAACUUCCAUACGGAACAACUCCUGAAGCACCAAUUAGUGGAGUUCAUAAUCCAGUUCUUGGAGGAAGUGGAUAAGGAGAUUUCGGAGAUGAAGUUAUUCUUGAACGCUCGUGCUCGAUUCGUUGCUGAGUCGUUCUUGACACCGUUUGAUUAAGCUGUUUUUCUAUGUUACCCGUUCGACCUACAAAUAUUACAUGAACUUUAUUAUCUUGUCAUCCAAUAGCGACUAUUGUAUAGGCGAUCUAGGCUGGUUCCAGAGAUAGUUCCCCUUACUUGCUUUACGCUGUCUUCCUUAGACACUCAUACCUUGGUGCUAUAGUGAGGUUGUCCAUUGCACCUACUCGAUAACAAUAAAUUCUAGCAGCCACAGGUUGUGUCCGACUUUCAAAUGACGUCUCAAACACAUGUAGAGGGCUACUUAUACCCUACCCAAAGCAUCCAUGAUUCUUGUCUCUCUGGCCAAUACCAUCGCCACUCUAGCUCCUUGCAACUGAAAAUAAAGCCUGCCCUUGAUCACGAAAUACUGGCAAUGGUCUAGGAGGUUCGUGGUGACGGACUCACCUAACAUACAACUGCCCAAGCAUUGUACUGCAUACAAACAUUUUCAAUGAUUGAUUGUUUGAACGGGGCCAACGCAAGUGUUCUCAGCUUCCAUUGGCUACCAAAUCGCAGCUGGUGCGUUUCUACAAUAGCACCAAUUCUGGCGCAUUGACUGUACAAUCACCUUGCGCUCUCUGCCUGUGCAUCAUCACUAUCAACUCACCCUCUCGCCCAAUCGUUUCAGCUGAUUUGUGGUUCUUCUACAGCUGAUUUCACUCUCCACUAAUUCAGUGAAUUUACUCUCACACAGAAGCCCUUGCUCAAUGAAGGACCAGUGAAUAUGAGCAUCAUCUGGACACUUCCCAAAAAUGCUUAGGAGAAAUCCUCAGUCUAAGGACUCUUUCACUUUAAAAAGGAACUCCCCUGAGACAAGAUCUCUUCCUGUUACUUCCCCUCUGCAAUCCCUCAACGCCUGUCA
This is a messenger RNA of Aspergillus melleus, 1497 nucleotides long. It is a transcript of the gene ARC19, whose product is annotated as actin-related protein 2/3 complex subunit 4 family protein. Bases 124 to 633 code for a protein of 169 amino acids. Gene Ontology annotation, molecular function: actin filament binding. The transcript has 4 exons. Gene Ontology annotation, biological process: Arp2/3 complex-mediated actin nucleation; actin filament polymerization. The record is from RefSeq and is a predicted model, not a curated record. NCBI's taxonomy places the organism in Eukaryota, Fungi, Ascomycota, Eurotiomycetes, Eurotiales, Aspergillaceae. Gene Ontology annotation, cellular component: Arp2/3 protein complex; actin cytoskeleton.